AUGGCCAAACCGACGCGUUUCGCGUCCAAUGCGGAGCCGCCGCUUCUUAUCUACCAGGACGACUUCUUCGAGCAGACAGCAAACACGAUCAGCCGCGCCCCAAUGCCCUCCGUCAGCAGGCAGUUGUCGCCGCGUAGGGCUCUUCAGAGCUCCAGCGGGAACGUGAACGGCGCGUUCAACCCAUCCCACGGGCUUGGAAAACAGAUGUCGCCCUUCAAGGCUAGCGGGCGCGCGACCACUUCACCCCUCACACCGCUCAAGGGACACGCCACCAACAGCAGGAUGAACGCUGUCGCGCUGCAGCCCCCAGCUGGAAACGGACUCUCGACAGACUCGAUGCAGAAGAAACAACCGAUGAUGUCGCGAUUCAAGACCGUAUUCCAGAAGCCGGUGAUGGACGAGAGCAUGGGUUAUGGGAAAGAGAACGCGCACCCUACACUGUACCCGGCGCCGCCCGCAACUUUCAGUCUGAACUUGGAGAGCUAUUACCAGAAACCACCCACAAAGCGCGCAUUGCUAGAGGCCGCACCUAUUAAAGACUCGCGACCAACGAAGAUGGCGCGAUUAGACGCCGAGCCGGAUGAGACAGAGAUCGUGCUUCCGCCGCACGACUCCUUCCCGGCCAUAGUGGAUGACGGCCAGAAGCCUGCCCACAGCUACGCGGUGCUCAUUGCCAUGGCCAUACUGAGAUCCCCUCAACGUCGAUUAACCCUGUCACAAAUCUACAAGUGGAUAUCAGACUCAUAUUCAUUCUACGCUGUCAGCGAGGCCUCUGGCUGGCAGAAUAGUAUUCGACACAACCUCAGUCUCAACAAGGCUUUUAUCAAGCAGGAGCGGCCAAAGGGGGACACCGGAAAGGGCCACUACUGGGCCAUUGAGCCUGGCAUGGAGGGCCAGUUCAUCAAGGAAAAGCCGACUCGCAAAUCCCAGAACGGCGCCGAGAACAUCUCGAUCAUGUCCAUGUCUACGCGCGUUGAGGUUGCCGUCCCGGACGCAACCAUCUUUCAAGAUGGCCUCCCUUCCUUACCAACGCCAAUACUGCCUGCCCAACCCAUGAUGUACCCCCAAUCCGCAGCUCCUAUCAUGGCCCCCGCCCCGGCCCCGGCUGCCCAAGAGGUUUCAUCCGACGCCACCAUUCCUCUGUCUGAUAGCAUUACACCUGAAGACCAGGGCGGCAGAGUUGAGCCCGACAGUGCUGCUGAUGGCCACCCUUACUCUCCUGCGAUGCACUCAUCGCCUCCGAUUCCCCGCCACGUGAAUCGAAGCAACACGCCACCUCCUGUGUCGCGGGCUCCAGCUUCGUCAGGUGCUCGCACGCACAAGCGUAAGUUCGCUUCCAUGGAUGACAGCGGGUAUAUCUCCUCUCUGGAGUCAUCCGCAAUGCGUCCUCAGGGCUCUCGCAACCUCACAUCUGAGACCGACCGCCCCCGCAUCAAGCGUGGGCGAGCCGAAGAGGAGAUUGCUCGCCUAAGGGCCUCCUCGUACGACAGCCCUACCAAAGUCCGCUCGUAUGGCCUCGUUCCACCUUCCUCCUCUCCAUUCCGCCAUGCGCAUGAUUCUAACCAGAUGCCUCCGCCCUUGACCCCGGCUCUGAGAAAGCGUGCACCAAUACUGAAGCCACCUCCGUCGGUUUCGCCAAACACAAACUUGCGGUUGCACCGAGAUGAGAUGAAGCGCAUGUUGGAUUCCCCUCUCCGCCGGGCUAGUAAUCUCGGAGACGACAUGCCUUUCAGCCCCAACUUCAACCUCGACCACACGUUGUAUUUCAACGAGUUCGUUCAGGACGGUACCGAUUUUGAUAUUUUCCAGGAUGGCGUAUUGGAUACCUCGUUCUUCAACUUGGCCGAUAAUGGCUCGCCCAUGAAGCGCUCCGCCAAGAGAGUGCGCCUGGACCGUACCCAUUCUGCCAGUGCUCUAGCCGACCUCACGAACUCUGUUUCUAGCAAGUCGAUCACGUCAGCACCGUUCCUAAAGGUUCCGGAUACCUUCCCAAUGCCCUACGAGACCCCGAGCAAGGUCUUUGAGGGCAUGUCGUCCCCCAGCAAAUUCUUCCAGCAGUCGCCGAUUGCAGCAAAAUCGGCCUCUCCCUUGAAAGACAGUUCUUGGACCGGCUCGCUCCUGGAUUUCGGCAUCGCCGGCUUCUUCGAGGAGGAAAAUGACGAAAACGCCGGUCUGGACAUACUCAAAGGCUUUGAGAAGAUUGGCAGCACCAAGGCAGCUAACGGGCCCGCGAAGGCCUCGAAACCUGCUCUGGGCAGAAGUCACACCUCAAUCUUUUAG
Neoarthrinium moseri is the source of this 2280-nucleotide messenger RNA. RefSeq lists its product as uncharacterized. Lineage: Eukaryota; Fungi; Ascomycota; Sordariomycetes; Amphisphaeriales; Apiosporaceae. Gene Ontology annotation, biological process: regulation of transcription by RNA polymerase II. The transcript has a single exon. Gene Ontology annotation, molecular function: DNA-binding transcription factor activity, RNA polymerase II-specific; RNA polymerase II cis-regulatory region sequence-specific DNA binding. Bases 1 to 2280 code for a protein of 759 amino acids. The record is from RefSeq and is a predicted model, not a curated record.